Gadus morhua (Atlantic cod) is the source of this 1475-nucleotide messenger RNA. RefSeq names its product chromosome 6 C7orf78 homolog (gene c6h7orf78). The transcript is spliced from 4 exons. The record is from RefSeq and is a predicted model, not a curated record. Bases 238 to 1110 code for a protein of 290 amino acids. NCBI's taxonomy places the organism in Eukaryota, Metazoa, Chordata, Actinopteri, Gadiformes, Gadidae.
CUAUAGCGAAUGUUUUUGUGUUCGCAACUACCGAGCUCAGCUUUUGUCUGUAUAUUGUUCAUGAGAUGUCAACUUACCCCCGUUACUAAGCAACGUCAAAGUGUUUCGGUCAGAGAUGGAGAUGGCGAGAUAAAAAAUGCCACCAUAUAGAGUCAGGAAUAUAAAAUACUUGUGCUUCCUUGCAUUUUUCAUUGUAUUUGGAUUAUUGAUAAUAUAUUAUGUGCAUAAAGGAAUCUUAUGUCGGUCAAUAAGGAGUUAUUCUUCGUUGGGGAGAAAAGCCUACAGAGAGAACUGCAUGCUUCUCGGAAGAUUCCUCUAACCAUCAUGUACCCGAACUCUCCCGACCCUUUUGACCGUAAGCGGCUGUUCUCCGCCAGACAGAACUUGGCCGCCAGGCGGAGCCGGUGCAGAAUAUCUCCGUCUGAGAGCGAGUCUGCGCGCUCAACGGGGGACGUGUGGAGCAUCCAGCCGCCAGACUUCUCUCCCAAACUCUACACGUCCCUCUCAGAUCCCGGGAGGGACAGAAGAUUGUCCCGACGUUCUCAAGCCCGGUCCUCCCUCGACUCAGGCCGUACCCGUGGACGAGAUGUCUCCACGGUUUUGCACGUGAAGCGCGUUGUAGCGGAGGCGUUAGGGGGUGAGACCCACGGCCGGAGGGAGAACAGGAGGUUCAUCACGUCCUACAAACCGCCGGAUCCUCUUGAAGAGGAGCUGAUGUUUGUCAAACUGGGGAAGUUCCCGCCUUCAGGUCCUUACAGGAACCCCCGACCGCACGACUUCCGACCGCAGGACGACGACCUUCCAAACAUGGCCGCUGUGACCAAGAAGGACCCCGGCGACCUGGAGUUUAAACUGAACCACCGCGACAUCUUGAGGACUACCGGGUCCGAGUCCGACCGCACCUCUGGAGACCAGAUGAAGACCGUGCUGAAGAUGAACACCUACAGGGCAGUUGAACCAACAUGGGACCUGCGUCUUCUACUGCCCAGGACACAAUGGCCGCCCAGAUCAGCCUCCUUUACGAGACACCGACGGAGCCGAUCUGUGUACAGCGCCUUCAUGGAGCGAGUGGAGGAGAAGCUGUCGAGGUCCUGGACUCACAACCCGUAGAGACCACCCUGGCUAGCACCACUCUGGGCUUCCGAUGUAUCGACUCUGUAUGUUCUGUGACUGCAUUAACAGGCGUUUCUGUUUAGUUACCUGUGUCUGUAUGAACCCACAAACGGGCGGCAUGUGACUCGGGAGGUAGAGCGGGUCGGCUGGUAACCGGAAGGUUGCCAGUUCGAUUCCCGGCUCCGCCUAGCUGUGUGUCGAGGUGUCCCUGAGCGAGAAACCUCACCUGGACUGCAAUAUUGUAAGGCGCUUUGUGUGGCCACUGGUUAGAAAAGCGCUGUAUGAAUGCAGUUGAUUUGCCAUUAAGAAAUAAAAGGAAGCCAAUUACAGUUGACUGAAAUAAAAACUAUUUGGUUGUCCUA